UCUAUCCUUGCCUUUUGAUCUUGUUGUGUUCCCUUCGUCUGAUGUUCUUUACCUCUCGCAAUUAGAACUUUGAAAAGCCGCAAAAACACCUAAUUUCACCCAAUCAACAACAGAUUCAUCGGAGGUUUUUUUUUUCAUCAUCCGUACUUACAGAUCUAAACAUUGAGGGACAAAAAUUCUUAAGAAAAAAAAACACUAAAGUUCCAUCCUUUUGACGGGAUGGCUGAUGCUGAAGUGGAGAGAAGAAUGAAGGUGAUGAGAGGUGAUACCUGGACGAUUAGUACUCGACGACGUACAUAUAGGAGGAUUGAGAGCAAAGCUGGAUCUAGUCGAUCCCAUAAGGAAUCAUACAUUCAGAAGGAGCGCUCUUACUUGCAGUUUAUCAAGAUCGAAACCAAAAACCCUCCCACUAGUAUUCCAUGCUCUUCUUCUCUGACCAGGAGGUUUUUCGACAGACCCUUGGACUCCAAGUGCUUUAACGUUGGAGCCUUGGAUCAAUUAUUUAUCCGUGAUGGCACACUUGACAAGCUUUUAUGGAAUGAUAAUUGGUCUGUUGAUGGAACCGUAUCUUUUUUCCGUUAUCCUUCUUAUAAGAAGUUGCCUUCGCGGUGGUCUCCUCUAGGUUCCUUCUUUGUCACAUCUAACUACGGCGUGGUCAGUAUUUGGGGCUCAAGAUAUUAUACGGACUUUGGCCGCCUCAUGCGUUUUAGUCACUAUCAGGUAGAAGAGUUUGAUAUUUCCCCAGGUGAGAAAUACCUAGUAACCUAUAACAGACCAGACCUAACUGACCCAAAUGGACUCUGGCUAAAGAUUUUCGAUGUGAGCACUGGGACAGGAAUCGUUGGACUAAAUAAUGGUGAUGUUGCUGACUCUCCCCAGUGGCCUGUGAUAAGAUGGGCUGGGGGUAAAGAUGAUACAUACUUCGCCACGCUUAGCAAAAACAACACUGUAUCUGUCUACGAGACCAAGAAUUUCAACCUGUUGGGCAAGGCACCACUGAACCUUGAUGAUGUUAUAGAUAUUUCUUGGUCUCCCACAGAAGCUGUGCUUGCAAUACUGUUGAAAGCCGGUGGCGAGCAGCAUGUCAAGACUCUUCUUUUACAAAUCCCCGACAAGUUGAAGCUGGCAGAGAAGGAUCUUACCGCUAUUGUUGGUGACUGCAAGAUGCACUGGCAGAGCAAUGGUGAGUACUUUGCUGUCAACACUUACGGGGGAUUUGAGUUUUUCCGCAUCAAAGAGGAAGGCAUACCCACAGAUUUUCUCAAGGUGGACAAGAGGAUCCUGGCUUUUGCGUGGGAACCUAGCGGUCACAGAUUUGCUGUGAUUUACGGAGACGAACCAACCCUAUCUGUCAGUUUCUAUUCGAUGAAGACACCUGGAAAGGUCACAGAGCUUACUACUUUGAGCAACAAGCAAGCAGAUUCCCUCUUUUGGUCGCCCAAAGGCAAUCUCGUGGUUGUUGCUGCAUUGAAAGAGGGCAAGCUUGAGUUUUUUGAUGUGGAUCGGCUUGCUCAAAUUUCCUCAGUUGCAAACGUGAAGGCCAACCAGGUUGUUUGGAAUCCAAGUGGGGAAUAUGUUGCAACGGUGUCUACGCUACCACAAGAGGAGUUUGAUAGUGAUUGGUGCAGUGAUCCAAAUGACCCUCUUGAUAGGUUUACUAUCUGGUCCUCCGGUGGAGAUUGUCUUUUUGUUCAUCAGUGUCAAAAUCGCAUAAUGCAGCUUGAUUGGCGCCCUUAAUUACGGAGGAAUCAUAGAUGAUGACAUGCUUAAGACGCAGUGAAGAAGAAUGCUUUAUUGUUUAUGCAAGUAUUUAAACUUUUUAUGUUAUUUGUCAACUUCUCUGCUAUGUUUGGUUUUGGCUUUCGUUUCCAAGAUCUCCCUAGUAACUUGUUUUUUCUUAUUUUUGUCAGCACUCCAGUAACUUGUUAUAAAGCUACUAUUUGGUCCAAUAGAGGUAGGAAGAUAAUGCCUUCGAAUGUUUAGCACAUGUACGCUGCUUUUGUUUAAGUAGUAUCUGAUUACGAUUUAAACAUGCUAUCUCAUUGUUGUUUAGCAGAGACCAGAGAGCACAUUUGUUCAACUCAUGUAGCUAGUUUUGAUUCCUAUAUUACAAAGUAAGAAGACUUGAGAUAUCAGCUGCAUUAUUAACAGUUAUAAGUUACUAUAUUUGAUCAAAAAGCCCACGUUCCUCUCCCGCCGGAGCUCAAUUGAUUGUGGCCUCGUUGCAACGUUCCCCAACGUUGAAGGAUGGCAGCUUUGAAAGGUCACGUCUUGAUCUCCAUUGACUCUGCCCUCCAUUUCUUUUUUUUUUUUUUUGAAAAAGGGCAUCUCUGUCCUCCAUUUCCCUCGUACGCAUCAAUUCGAGGCCUACAAGAGGGAAUGCGAGAUGGGUCUCUUCAAUAGCAGCUGUGAUACCUAACUUUCAUCUCCCAAUGCGCAGUCUCGAGGAUAAAAACAGGACGAACACAGAUGACAUAAGGUCUCUUAGAGUGUGAUCACAUUUUUUGGCAUUUUAUCGAACAAUUUUUUGUUAUAUAUAUUAAAUUUUUUUUUUCAUAUUUGUGUUUUUUUUAUAAUCAUAUUUAUGUAUUUAUUUGUAAUCAUAUUUGUGUUUUUCUUUGUAAUCCUAUUCAUCAAAAUAAAAUGUAUUUUGUAAAUUUUGACCCAAUGUAAAUAAAAUUCAUGUUACCUUUGAAAGCGCGGGAUUAACAUUUUGACGAUAACCUUUUUUAUUUAUCUAAAUUUUUAAUUUUAUAUAUAAUUAAUGGUUACAUGAACUAUUUUAGUUGAUAUAUUAGAUGGAUUAAGAUUUUAGGCGAGAGUUUUGACCUGCAGAAAAUAUAAUAUUAUUUUAAUUUAAAUGUUUAUAAAAUUGUCAUUUUCAGUUUAUUUUUCAUUUUUAACGUUUAGUUUUUGAUUUUAUAUCUAUAAAUAGAAAGGGAGAAUAUAUUUUAUGUUAUCAAAUAUAAUCAAAGUUUAAUCAUAUUAAAUAUAAUUUUUAAUAUUCAUAACGUUUAGUUUUUGAUCUAUUAAUUUUCACCUAUACAGCUAUUGUAAAUUUAAUUUGAUAUAUUUUUUUACUAAAUAACCUAUAUUCUUUUAAAUAAAUCUGAAAUCUUUAAGAAGGAUCAAACAAUUUGUAUUACUAUAUUUGUAUCAAAGUAGGAUAAUACAUUUAUUUAAGUCAUCUCACUUAAUUUUAGUUUUAUGCUUAAAUUUAUAAAAUUUAUAUAUUAGUUUAAUAUAGUAAAAGAAUUUGUUAAUAUAUUUGUUUAUAUAUCCAAAUUUAUUUAGUUUUUGUAUUGAAUAGAUUAUUGUCUACUUUGUGGAAGACCCGCAUCCCUCGGAAUAACACCAAUUAUUCAUGCUUAUUUCUUACAAUAAGGCAAUAAGCUAUUUCACAAGAUAGUGACAAAAAAAAAAGCUAUUUCACAAGAGUUCUAUUUUAACUGAUGAUAAAAAAAAAAGAAAUAUUCAAAAUUGUGAAUGUUUAUAAUUAUAACUGAUCAGUUAAAUAAUUAUAAUGGGCCACAUGACACGUAAGAGUCAACGCCAAGAGGGAAAACCGAAAAAGUCAAUUCCAAAAUGUUUUAUCUCCUCACUCGAGAUAAUACUGAAACGGGAAGGUUUUGUUUUUUUUUUCUCAGAGCAACUAAAAUGGCGUUUACGACCACCAACGUCGUCUCCCUUCGCUCCCCUUCACUUUACGUCAGCCCUAGAUUCCCACCACUCCACCAUCCUCGCAAUCCUCCUCUCCGUCUCUCCUUUCCCUAUACACCCUCCUUCAAUCUCUCUCUCAAAACCGCUAAAACCACCCUCUCCUCCUCCACAUCUCCAACAACACUCUCUUUCGCUAAACCCUCUCCUCAAUCUCCCUUCUCAGACUCAACCAAAUCACUCACCACCCUCGCGCUUAGAGAUCUUUGUGAUCCGUAUCUCAAUCUCUUCAGGAACAUUAUCCCUCCCGUCUUUGACACGCUUGACGUCAGCCCUUUGCUUGCUUUUGCUGUUUUGGGAACUUUGGGUUCGAUUUUCAACAAUAGUAGAUGAUUUAAUUGUUCACGUUUUUUACUACUCUGCUUAUGGAUCUUUGAUGUUUUAUAUAUUUUAUGUAGUUAUAAGCUAAUGAUAAUGUAUUGGACUCAUACGUUUCAGUAUCAAAAAUAUCUUUAUGUUC
Brassica napus (rape) is the source of this 4177-nucleotide messenger RNA. RefSeq names its product eukaryotic translation initiation factor 3 subunit B-like. The record is from RefSeq and is a predicted model, not a curated record. Gene Ontology annotation, molecular function: RNA binding; translation initiation factor activity; translation initiation factor binding. The coding region runs from base 220 to 1737 and encodes 505 amino acids. Gene Ontology annotation, cellular component: eukaryotic translation initiation factor 3 complex. NCBI's taxonomy places the organism in Eukaryota, Viridiplantae, Streptophyta, Magnoliopsida, Brassicales, Brassicaceae. Gene Ontology annotation, biological process: translational initiation. The transcript has 8 exons.